Fasciola hepatica (liver fluke) is the source of this 1662-nucleotide messenger RNA. The record is from the annotation of a GenBank genome assembly. Lineage: Eukaryota; Metazoa; Platyhelminthes; Trematoda; Plagiorchiida; Fasciolidae.
AUGACCACAUGUAGGGCCCCCCGGUCGGCAGCUCCUGAGCUCAGGGAACGAUUGUCACUGGACCUUACACCACUUAGUCUCAUUCCUACGCGGACUGGAUAUGCUUCUGCCUGGGGCAACUGCCCGUUAAGCGCGGGCCCUAUUCCGUCGACUGCCCCGGGAUGGACAGAUCCAUUUGUCUUUGAUGAUUACGAACUUAACCAGCCGCCACAGAAGCGAGCACGAACCGAUCGGGUAGCGGAGGAUUCGAGGUCUACUGAAGUUAAAUCGAAAGUAGGAACACACAGACCAACGGAACCACCACUGAUCACUUGUGAUGAACUUGCGGAUGUGCUGUGCAUAUCCCCUAAAUGUAAGCCGGGACAAUGUACUCUUGCCCCCAUUGUAUUGGAUCUGCGCAGUUUGCCUACUCAAAUGUUUUUCCGAAUCAAGGCUGCUGUCGGAAUGCCUUGUGAAUCUCGUGUCAAAAUGCGUCUUGUUUUACCUCAUUUGGAUGCAUAUUUGCACCAAGAAGUUCUAGACAUUUGUUCGCGCUGCCAAGACACACUGUGUGGAAAGAAACGACUCGUGGUACUUUACACGGAGACCGGUUUCGAGCACAGUCCCGUUUGGGAAGGUCUUAUUUUACAUCUGACACAGAACUAUAUGGUUGAUGUGAAACUUCUUAAAGGUGGAUUUUGUGAAUUCAGGCGGGCAUAUUCCCAUUUGUGUGAGAAGACUUUGGGUUUAUUCGCCACCCCUCGAACGGUGUCCGUUGACGGAAGUUUGCGAUCCGCGUCCACUCCGCCCUCGACUGGUGCUUCCGCCGUAGAUUCUCCCAAGGAGCGGCCUCCUGAACCUCGAUCGGUAAACAGUUCCCUCAAUUUCAAUUCCUUUCUCCUGCCCGGAUUAACGUUCUCCUUUGAAACGGUGCAAGGAGCAGCUGGAGGGGUUUUGUCCCAAUCAAAUGAUUUUCCUCGUUACCUUGUCAGUCCGACCAGUGUGCGAACAUCGGAAUUCUUUUUUCCCACAGAAGACGAUUCACGGACUCCAAAGGACGUGUAUCGUGUCAAAGCCAGUCGUAUACUGCCAUUUCUUUAUUUGGGCAAUGAAAUCGAUUGUAGCAGUGAACAAUUCCUUAGUUCCUGUCGAAUCAGAUCCGUACUGAAUGUAACAAACAAAGUUCCUUUUCUGGACGAAAAACGAUUCCGGUGUUGUCGCCUUCCGGCAAUCGAUAUGCAAACCCAAGACCUACGCCCGUUGUUCACCUCAGCCUUCGAGUUUAUUGAACAAUCCCGGCAAGCUGGCGAUUCAGUCCUAGUGCAUUGUCAAGCUGGUAUCUCGCGAUCUCCGGCACUCGUGAUUGCCUAUUUGAUGGCACAUUCCGGUCUAUCUCUGCGAGAUGCCUAUCGAUGGGUCAAAUCCAAACGUUCAGUGAUCUCGCCCAAUUUUGCAUUUCUUGGUCAGCUUUGUGAUUUUGAAGCAGACCUGGUUUCUGGUCGUGUUCCUCGUAAACCAGACACGUUGGAUGGAUUGAUCACGUUGCCCGAGGAAUCACGUGAUGUGGACGACUUCCUCUCCCUUUCUAUCGACAAUUACACAUCCACACGUGCGUCCUCUGUGGAAUCCGUAGAGGAUGCUACUAACGUCACCGUUAGCUCGAUGGAAUCCACUGGACCUUAA